This is a messenger RNA of Neomonachus schauinslandi (Hawaiian monk seal), 3797 nucleotides long. It is a transcript of the gene SLCO2B1, whose product is annotated as solute carrier organic anion transporter family member 2B1. NCBI's taxonomy places the organism in Eukaryota, Metazoa, Chordata, Mammalia, Carnivora, Phocidae. Gene Ontology annotation, cellular component: membrane. The record is from RefSeq and is a predicted model, not a curated record. The transcript has 13 exons. Gene Ontology annotation, molecular function: bile acid transmembrane transporter activity; protein binding. Gene Ontology annotation, biological process: sodium-independent organic anion transport; transmembrane transport; bile acid and bile salt transport. The coding region runs from base 13 to 2085 and encodes 690 amino acids.
GACACCAAGGCCAUGAUGAACGCAGAAGAUACACGUGGAGGCAAAGCCAGCCCAGACCCUCAGGACUUGAGGCGAAGCGUGUUCUAUAGCAUCAAGUUCUUCGUCCUGUGUCACAGCCUGCUGCAGCUAGCACAGCUCAUGAUCUCCGGCUACCUCAAGAGCUCCAUCUCCACAGUGGAGAAGCGCUUUGGCCUCUCCAGUCAGACCUCAGGGCUCCUGGCUGCCUUCAACGAGGUGGGGAACACAGCCCUGAUUGUGUUUGUGAGCUACUUUGGCAGCCGGGUACACCGGCCCCGACUCAUCGGCUACGGGGCUGUCCUUGUGGCCCUGGCAGGCCUGCUCAUGAGUCUCCCACACUUCAUCUCGGAGCCAUACCGCUACGACCGUAUUAGCUCCGUGGACAUGCCACAGGAUUUUGAGGCUUCUCUGUGCCAGCCCACAACCUCGGUCCCAGCCCCAACCCCAGCCCCCUCCAACAGCAGCUGCUCAAGCUACACGGAGGCCCAGCACCUGGCUGUGGUGGGGAUAAUGUUCACGGCCCAGACCCUGCUUGGCGUGGGCGCGGUGCCCAUUCAGCCCUUCGGCAUCUCCUACAUCGAUGACUUUGCCCACAACAGCAACUCGCCUCUCUACCUUGGGAUCCUGUUUGCAGUAACCAUGAUAGGGCCAGGCUUGGCUUAUGGGCUGGGCGGCCUCAUGCUGCGCCUUUAUGUAGACAUCGACCGGAUGCCAGAAGGUGGUAUCAGCCUGACCUCGAAGGACCCCCGAUGGGUGGGGGCCUGGUGGCUGGGCUUCCUCGUCUCCGCUGGUGCAGUGGCCCUGGCUGCCGUGCCCUACUUCUUCUUCCCCAAGGAGAUGCCCAAGGAGAAGCACGAGCUCCGCUUUCGGCGAAGGGCCUUGGCAGCCGCAGCCUCACCUGUCAGCAAAGGUGAAGAUUCUCCCUCUGAGCAGAGCCCGGGGGAGUCCCAGGAGAAGCAGAAUAGCCUCACCCAGAUUGCACCAGACCUGACAGUGAUCCAGUUCAUCAAAGUGUUCCCCAGGGUGCUGCUGCGGACCCUGCGCCACCCCAUCUUCCUGCUGGUGGUCCUGUCCCAGGUGUGCAUGUCGUCCACGGUGGCAGGCAUGGCCACCUUCCUGCCCAAGUUCCUGGAGCGCCAGUUUUCCGUCACAGCGUCCUACGCCAACCUGCUCAUAGGCUGCCUCAGCAUCCCAUCGGCCAUCGUGGGCAUUGUGGUCGGGGGCAUCCUGGUCAAGCGCUUCCACCUGGGCCCUGUGCGUUGUGGCGCCCUUUGCCUGCUGGGGGCGCUGUUCGGCCUACUUCUCAGCCUGCCCCUCUUCUUCAUGGGCUGCUCUACCCACCAGAUUGCAGGCAUCACCCGCCAGCCUGGCAACCUGCCUGGACCGGACCUGUUUCCAGCCUGCACAGAGCCUUGCUCCUGCCCAUUGGACGACUUUAACCCUGUCUGUGACCCCAGAACCCAUGUUGAAUACCUCACACCCUGCCAGGCAGGCUGCACAGGCUGGCUGGUCCAGGAAGCUCUGGACAAAAGUCAGGUUUUCUACACCAACUGCAGCUGCGUAGUGGGGGGCGGCCCUGUGCCGGCGGGCUCCUGCGACUCAGCCUGCAGCCACCUGGUGCUGCCCUUCAUGCUCCUGGUCAGCCUGGGUGCGGCCCUGGCCAGUCUCACCCACACACCUUCCUUCAUACUCAUCUUAAGGGGAGUGAAGAAAGAAGACAAGACUCUAGCCGUGGGAAUCCAGUUCAUGCUCCUGAGAGUUUUGGCCUGGAUGCCCAGCCCGGUGCUCCACGGCAGCGCCAUCGACACGACCUGCGUGCACUGGGCCCAGAGCUGUGGGCGUCGGGCCGUCUGCCGCUACUAUGACCACGACCUGCUCCGAAACCGGUUCGUUGGCCUCCAGUUCUUCUUCAAGACGGGCUCCCUGGCCUGCUUUGCCUUGAUUUUGGUCAUCCUAAGGCAGCAAGACAAAGAGGAGGGGACCCAGGUGAACGUCUCCCCAUCUGGCCUACAGCAGCAGCUGUUGGCAUCGGGGCCAGGAAAGAAGCCUGAGGAAUCCAGAGUGUGAGCUGGCCCCAGAGGGGCAGGAGUACCUCCUCUGGACCCUUUGUCCAAUCUUGGGUGUCAGGAACCCUGUUUUCCAAUUCUGGCUUCUCUGCUAACUUGCUCUGUGACUUCGGGCAAGUCACUGACCCUCUCUGGGCCUCUGUUACUCAUCUGAACCAAAGAGUUGUCUAGGGGUUUGGUGUGUUGGCCACGUCUAAAGCACGGUGGUCCUCCCCCUUGCUCCCCCAGCCACACGGGCUGACCUGAAACCAGGCUUUCCUGGUGGAAGGACUGUGUAUCUUUCCCCCAGGCCCUAGAAUAGAGAAGUAGACAAUAGUAGGCCAGGCUGCCUUACACACCUGGUCCUAGCCCAGCUCUGGCACUCACCUGGAGCACCCUACCCUCUCUGGGCCUCAGCCACCAUCUUUGACAGGUGGAAGUGGACUUGGGGGCUUGUAGGCCCCUUCUGGCUAUGACCGUCUGUGUGGUCAGGAUGGACUCAGGUCUCCUCCCCAGCCCCACUCAGCCUGGAGGUGGGGCCAGGACAGCCUGUCAAGAAAUAUCCAUUUGGCGCCCCCUGGAGGCAGAGCCCUGAGCUCUGGGGUGGGCCCACUGGGGAGGAAGCUGGCCUCACAGAACAUUCAGGUGGGCCAGGGCCUUCAGCAAACUUGGUGUGAGGGCCCCUGGGCCACUUAGCUGAGGUGGGAGGAUCUCUCUGUAGACUCCGGAAAGUCCAGUCCUUGCCCUCAGGGAGCCACAGUCUAGGCGAGGCCUGGUCUCUGCCUUAGGGGCUCCAGUGAGGAGGGAGAUUCAGGCCCCACACUUGGGCAUUUUCUGACUUCAGAGACCAAACACACUCAGCACACAUUCACUGGUACUUAACGCCACCAUAACUUCACACAUUUGGCCAGGGCCCACCAAAAUCGCUGUGACCCUUCUUGAUGAAAAUCCAAAUUUCACCAUUUCCUUCCCGGUGCCUGAAUCUGUGCCGCCUAGCGCUCCGUAGAUAACGUCUGGUUCUGCGAUAACCACGUUUUGGGGGCAACGUCUGGUUCUCUCUGAUGCCUGAGUUGGUGUAAGGACCUGUUCUUUGUAAGGCCAAGGCCUAUAAUGUCCGCUGUGUGUAAGGAGUGGGUCUGUGGAAUGCUUGGAUCUGAACCACCUGGUCCUUCAGUGGGCCUUGUCUUGUUCUAUGGCUGGUCUUCUCCAGCCUGGUUAUCCCCCAUCCUCCCCCCCCUCGCGCCAACCCCAGGAAGGGGAGAGAGUUUCCUCAUCUACUCCAGCCCAUUCUGUUGCCACCUGACCUGACCUGACUGAGAACUGCUUGGGCGGCAGGAGACAGCUGUCAGCAGCGGCUUCCCAAGCCCUGUGACCAGCCCUGUGCUGGAGGCAGGGGAGAAGCUGGGGGGCAAGCGGGGGGCAGUGGGGACAUGUGUGGCUCUGGCCCUCCGAACAGCUCCUGUGGCAGGACUUUGAGGCUCUCCCACGCGAAAGAAGAGGAAGAAGAAGGUACAGAAAUUCGAACUCCCAUUUUGAUUCUACUGGUUGACACCUUGAAUGUUUAAUAAAUAUCUGAGCCUGUAUUUAUCAAUGCCAAGAAUUUCAAGGUUUCUUCCAACAAGAUGAGGCCGUUCACGUGUGUAUAUUCCCCCUCCUUCCCUCCUGUUCCCCAGGUUUUGCAGAAAUAAUCUGGAAUUAUAGACACAGCUUAUUAUUAAAUUUGUUCUUGCAUCA